UUCCGGUCGACGGGCAGCAAGGCGGCUGCUGAUUGGCCGCCCUGUCCGACAAAUAAAGGCGUUGGAUACGAAAUUCGAAUGCGGAGCUCAUCGCCGGCGGGGAGGACGGCUGGUGGCAUUGUACGGCCUUCGUGUCAAGAUGUUGAGUUUGCUGAAGCAUUCUUAUGAUCUGCUGACCAUUUCUGACCCCCAAGCAGUUGAUCCUGAAACAAAGUUUAAAUCUGUUGGGCAUGGGUCAUUAAUAGAGAGUUGCCAUAAUGGAGUAAGCAAAAUGUACUCGACUAAAUAUUCCAAUGGUUCCACACAAGAGCUAGGUUCACAUACUGCUGAUGGGUCUCCUGUACUGAACAAGGAAAGACGAUUCUGUACCAACAGGGCAUUGUCCCUUUCUGUUGAAAAGCAACAUGAAGGGAAAAGAAACAAUUCUAUUUCACCAAUUUUGUUUGAAACGCCCAAGUUAACUAGCAAGACUGUCACAUUACGGCGACGACUCCUCGAGUCCCAUCUCUCCUCUGGUAAGAAUGUAGAAUUGCACAAAACUCUUCAGCCCACUGCAGCAGAUAGUGAAGAAUGGUCUUGUACCAGAACAUGCGAUAUAUUCCCCUUUUCAGAUAGCUUACUGAAUUCUCCCGGGGACUUGAAUUUUGAAGCUUUAUCAACCAGUACUCUAAAUAAUGAUGAAUGUGGUACUUUAUGUAGAACUAAAAGGUAUUUGUUUGCACAGCAGCGAACUUCCACAAUAGAUGAUCUAAAAGGUAAAAAUGGGUUAAUGCCUGAAUGUCCAACUUCUGAUCAAUCAAGUGCAUUCAGUAAACUUGACUUAAGCAGUUUCUCUUACUGUGAAGAUGACAGUGAAUACAGUUCAUCUGGAUCCUUUGUAACACCAUCUAGACAUGAAAAACUGAAAAUAUCUGGAGGUGAUCAGUUUGUUACUCCAGUUCAUUUCAAACCAAACAUGUCCACAGAAAGGAUGUUAGAAAGAACCCCUUCACAUGACAAAUUGGAUGUCUCAACCGAGGACAGUGGGUACAAUUCAGUUAGUUUGGAAAAAUCAUCUGAUUCUUUCUCAAAUGAAAAUUCCUUCCAAGAAUUGGUGAAAAAUCAAAAGAAAACCCCAAUGAUGACAGACUGCAAGAGAUCUCUCAGAAAAUUGGAAAGAACUAAGCGAUUAUCAACUCUCAGUGAGCGAGGCUCGCAGUCUGAGACAGAAGAAGAACACAAAGGAAUUCAUAAGGGGUCAAAUUACAAACUCAAAUUAUCCAACAAAGAUGAGGAAUUGGUCUUUGAAGAAAAUAACUGGGAGGACCCACUGCUAAAAUUUGCGAAUUUGUCUCGUACCCCUGCAUUGCAGUUAAUACAGGAACUGUGCGUGAGUAAAAGGAAAAGACUGGAAGAUAUCAUUAAGGGCCAGAGUGGAUCAGAGGAAAAGCCAUUGGGUGUAUCUAUGCCACCACUAUGUAGAUUAAUUGGGAGAAAAAUGGGUUUGGAAAAAGUGGAUAUUUUGAAAGAACUGUUCAACCGGAAUUUGACACAUGUUCUCACUCUAAUUUUGUAUUGCUUAACUGUAGAAGAUAUCUGCAGAGUUUGGAAAGUGAGCAAAAUAUGGAAGAAAAUCCUCAAGCAAGACCAGGCACUUUGUCUCAAAAGGAAGCAGUAUCUUGAUGAAAGUCGAAACCACCAAGUGCAUAAUCAACCUUGGGCCGCUGAUGCUGAAACCAGAUGUAAUCUCCCAGAUCGUCCUGCUUUGAAAUCUGUUCAGGCACAAGCAAGGAUUAUGUUUACUCCAACUCUCUCAUCUCAACAGGGGAUAACAACUGGUGGAUGCAGUAGUGCUUCCAAGUCCAGUAGUAAACGAGAAGAAUUCUUGCAGGUUGCCAAAACACUGUUUAACGAUGAGGCUUUAAAACCAUGUCCACGGUGCCAGUCCCCUGCCAGAUACAAUCCAAUGAAGAAAAGAGGCCUCUGCAGUCGAGAAGAUUGUGCAUUUGACUUCUGCACACAAUGCUUUUGUGUUUUCCAUGGAUCCAGAGAAUGUGGCAGCAAGUCUGCCAAGCAUUUUGGCAACAAAGGAGGAACGCCAGGAAGUGCUAAAAGCAAGAGGAACUUAAGAAGAUUAUAAAUUUUAAAGUAGUAAACUUGUAUAUGUAAAUAUAGGACAGUGAGAAUUCCCUCAACCAUUCUCCCUUUAUACACCUUGCAGGUUUUCUUACCAGCGUGUGCCUCUGUUCAAAAACAUUUUGAAGAUACUUUUAAACUACUAUCAAUUUGUACAAUAAUUUUCUAAUUAAUGAGUGGAGGAAACUAUGUGGUCCAAGAUUACAAGUUUUCUCUUUUUGGUUGUUCUAAUUUGCACAUUUGAUUUUAGUUUUUUUUUAUUUUCCCUACUCUUGGGUUGGUUUUUCAGAAUAACCUCAGAAACACCGUCACGAUAGGAAUGAUAGAUAGGUAGCUUGCAUCAAAAUCAUUGUGUUUUAAGAUUUCUCUGUUAAAAAGCAACCAAGAUCAGGGAGAAUUGAUAUCUCGCUGGAACAAUGUUGUCAGGAUUUUAUGAUGGGACUGGAAAAAGUGAAGUUUUCUUUACAUUCCUAAUUGAAGAUUUCUUCCCAUUCCUAGCUUCCUUUUUCAAAGAAUCUAGUUGCUUUGGGCAAUGGACUCCAUUUAUUGAAUCACUGAACUUGGAAUCCAACGUUCACCAUUAUUUCUGUACGUGAAGUACUGUUUUAAAGUGUUGACUGUGCGUAAAAUCAAGGCAACGGGUGUGUCCAAAUUCUUUUGGACCUUUUUGUAUAUAGUUUUAUACAUGUUAAAAAAGUUAGUAGACAUUUGAGUGGAUUUUAAUUUGUUACAUGCUUAAUAAAAUUUUCAUAAAAUGG
This is a messenger RNA of Amblyraja radiata (thorny skate), 2873 nucleotides long. RefSeq names its product F-box protein 43 (gene fbxo43). Gene Ontology annotation, molecular function: protein binding. Gene Ontology annotation, biological process: regulation of mitotic nuclear division; negative regulation of meiotic nuclear division. The record is from RefSeq and is a predicted model, not a curated record. The transcript is spliced from 5 exons. Gene Ontology annotation, cellular component: nucleus. Lineage: Eukaryota; Metazoa; Chordata; Chondrichthyes; Rajiformes; Rajidae. The coding region runs from base 140 to 2119 and encodes 659 amino acids.